Molecule: messenger RNA, 1488 nt
Organism: Diceros bicornis minor
Lineage: Eukaryota; Metazoa; Chordata; Mammalia; Perissodactyla; Rhinocerotidae
Gene: MMP8
Product: matrix metallopeptidase 8
Exons: 10
Coding region: 76-1488 (470 amino acids)
Biological process (GO): proteolysis; extracellular matrix organization; collagen catabolic process
Cellular component (GO): extracellular matrix
Molecular function (GO): zinc ion binding; metalloendopeptidase activity
Source: RefSeq, a predicted model, not a curated record
CACCCACCGGGGGAAGGACCCUACCCAGAGGGGGAGAGAGGCAGGCCAGGAGAGGUAGCGUUUGAAGAAAAGGCCAUGUUCACUCUGAAGACGCUUCCACUUCUGCUCUUACUCGACAUACAGCUUUCCAAGGCCUUUCCAAUACCUUCUGAAUCCCCAGAAGAGAAAAAUACAAAAAUUGUCCAGAAUUACCUAGAAAAUUUCUACCAAUUACCAAAGGGAGAACAUCGAUCUGCAAGGAAGAACAGCACUAGUGUGAUUGUUGAAAAGCUUAAAGAAAUGCAACGAUUCUUUGGGUUGAACGUGACGGGGCAGCCAGAUGAGGAAACUCUGGCGGUGAUGCAAAAGCCUCGCUGUGGAGUGCCUGAUAGUGGCGGUUAUAUGAUAACCCCAGGAAACCCCAAGUGGCAACAAACUCACCUGACCUACAGCAUUAUUAGCUAUCCCCCAGACUUAUCAGGGGCUGACGUGGUGAAAUCUUUUGAGCAAGCCUUUAAACUCUGGAGUGAAGCAUCACCGCUGACAUUCACAAGGAUCUCACAGAAAGAAGCAGACAUCAGGAUUACUUUUGUCCGAGGAGAUCAUGGUGACAAUUCUCCAUUUGAUGGACCUGAUGGAAUCCUUGCUCAUGCCUUUCAGCCAGGCCAAGGUAUUGGAGGAGAUGCUCAUUUUGAUUUGGAUGAAACAUGGACCACAGACGAUGAAAAUUACAACUUGUUUCUUGUUGCUGCCCAUGAAUUUGGCCAUUCCUUGGGGCUCGCUCACUCCUCUGACCCCGGUGCCUUGAUGUAUCCCAACUACGCUUUCAGGGAAACCAGCACCUACUCGCUCUCCCAAGAUGACAUCAAUGGCAUUCAGGCCAUCUAUGGACCUUCAAACAACCCUAUCCAACCAACUGGAUCAACCACACCCACAGCCUGUGACCCCAGGCUGACAUUUGAUGCUAUAGUCACACUCCGUGGAGAAAUACUUUUCUUUCAAGACAAGUACUUUUGGAGAAGGCAUCCCCAGCUACGAAGUGUGGAACUCAAUUUUAUUUCUCUAUUCUGGCGAUCCCUGCCAAAUGGUAUACAGGCUGCUUACGAGGAUUUUGACAGGGACCUAGUUUUCCUAUUUAAAGGCAACAAAUACUGGGCUCUGAAUGGCUAUGACAUUCAACCAGGUUAUCCCAAGGAUAUAUCCAACUACGGCUUCCCAAGCAGUGUCCGAGCAAUUGAUGCAGCUGUUUCCUAUGAGAGUAAAACAUACUUCUUCGUAAAAGACCAAUAUUGGAGAUUUGAUAACCAAAGACGAUCCAUGGAUGCAGGUUUUCCCAAAAGCAUAGCAAGUGCCUUUGGAGGAAUAGAAAGGAGAAUUGAUGCAGUUUUCCAGCAAGAUCACUACUUCCUUUUCUUCAGCGGACCAUAUUAUUAUGCAUUUGAUCUUAAUACUCGUAGAGUUACUAGGAUUGCAAGAAGCAAUAAAUGGCUUAACUGUAGACGAAGUUGA